UUAGAAAAGUAUUUUAAAGAGUGAGGGGAAAAUCUGGCACCGUGUGAACAAAAAUAAUCACAGAAGCUUUCUUCACCCUGUCGUGAAAUGGCCCCCUGCACCCCAGGCAGCGAGCAGUUGCAGAGCUCAGCUGCGCCUGUGGUUAAUAAUAAAUGGGCUCUCUCAGCCAGGAGCACCGGCCCACGCACCCCCAUGCUGCUGCCAGCCCCCUCCUCCCGCCUUCUCCCAGGGCUGCCCAGGCACCGCUCCGGUACCCACCCAGCUUCCCUACGCGAGACGGACGCCCAGAGGACCAUCCGUAUACACAAGAUGAUUAGGAAGAUAACCUACAGCCUGGGAAGACAUGUGUCCGCUGUGGCAUGUGAGACCACCCAGGUGAGAAGAUUUCUGCAUGGUGCUUAUUUCAAGAUUCAGCCCUCUGUACAGGAAGCGCUGAUGGAGGGGAGACCAGUUGUAGCCUUGGAAAGUACCAUCAUUACACAUGGCAUGACCUAUCCUCAGAAUCUGAGCAUGGCCAGAGAGGUGGAAGAAAUUGUAACAACAAAUGGAGCAGUGCCAGCCACUGUAGGUAUUUUAAGGGGUCGAAUCCAUGUGGGACUCACGGACGAGGAACUUGAGUUCUUGGCAAGCAGUAAAAACGUAGUUAAAGUGUCUCGGAGAGAUCUUCCUUACGUCCUCAGCCAGGGCUUGUCUGGUGGCACUACCGUGUCUGGAACAAUGAUUGCUGCACACAAAGCGGGAAUCCCCGUGUUUGUGACAGGCGGCAUAGGAGGCGUCCAUCGCGGAGGAGAGAAUACUCUGGAUGUGAGUGCUGACUUGACAGAGCUAGGACGAACUCCGGUUGCUGUUGUAUCUGCAGGAGUCAAGUCUAUCCUUGAUAUUGGCAGGACACUGGAAUAUCUGGAGACUCAGGGAGUCUGCGUGGCUGCCUUUGGAGAGUCAAGGGAGUUCCCAGCCUUCUUCUCACGCCAGAGCGGCUUCCAGGCACCGUAUCACGUCCGGGAUGAAGAGGAGGCAGCUGAACUCAUUGCCAGUGCUUUGGGGCUAGGUCUGAGCAGUGGGGUGCUGAUAGCAGUGCCUUGUCCCCAGGAGCGAGCUGCCUCAGGCCAGGUCAUCGAAGAGGCCAUCCAGCAAGCUCUCAGCAAAGCCAGGUCAAAAGGGAUCACAGGCAAAGAACUGACCCCUUUCAUGUUACAGAAGCUCAAUGAAUUAACUGACGGGAAAUCGCUGGACUCCAACCUUGCUUUGAUCCAGAACAAUGCCAGAGUGGGCAGCUGCAUUGCAGUGGCGCUGAGCAAACUACAGAAAGCCAGAAGGAAAGGGAAACUACCUCAGCGAAAGGACACAACCCCACCUCAGCCAGUGGUGAUUGGAGGUAUCAAUGUUGACUUUAUAGCCAAGGCACAGAACCCUGUCAUCCUGGGCGGUGGGCAAACAAACGCUGGAAGAGUGAGACGAACCUUUGGCGGUGUUGGAAGAAACUUGGCAGACUGCUUAAGCCGUCUUGGACGGACUCCUCUCUUUUUAUCAGCCGUGGGGAAGGAUGAACACUCAGAGUCCAUCCUGCACUACUGUCACCACAUGGACAUGAGCGCCGUCCUCCAGCUGGAGGGGAAGAGCACAGCCACUUACUGUGCUGUGAUCACUAGUGCUGGGGAGCUCAGCGUCGGCUUGGGAGAUAUGAACAUCCACCAGCAGAUAACAGAGCAAUACGUGUCCCAGUUCAAGCAGAACCUGUGCCAGGCCCCGCUAGUUUGCAUUGAUGGAAACGUGCCUCUUUCCACUAUUCAGUACGUCUGCCAACUAGCUAGAGAGCAUCAGCUAGCAGUGUGCUAUGAGCCAACAGAUGAGAACAAGGCCUCUAAGCCGUUCCUCUCAGACAGCUGGAAAGCGCUCACAUACAUUUCCCCCAACCUGCAAGAGCUAAGAGCAAUAAAUCGGACCCUCGGGAACCCUCUGCCAGCAGAGCUGCCGUCCAGGUUGGAGGAUGUUGUCCAGACUGCGAUGGCCCUGGCCCGCCCUUUGCUGGCCCACCUGCGCUGUGUGGUGGUGACCCUCGGCGCUCACGGUGUCCUCCUGUGUGGCAACAGCCUGGGAGGGAGCAUCUCGCUUCGUCCAGGAGCCCACGAACAGACUGCUGCUGCCAGCCUCUGCGCUACCCACUACCCUGCCAUCCACAUCAGCAGAGAGGAGAUAGUCAACGUCUCGGGAGCCGGCGACAGCUUAAUGGCAGGAAUCCUUGCAGGGAUGCUUGCUAAACAUGACACAGAUACUUGUGUCCGGAUGGGCCUGCUUGCUGCAAGCUUGUCUCUCCGUUCCUAUGAGCCCAUUUCCCCAGAAAUCAGCACUUCCAGUGUCAGCCAGGAGCAAGUCAAGAACAGGAGCUGGCCAGAGGUGAAGGUAUGGAAGAUGGACUAGAGGACCAUGGCUUUCUUAUGUAUCACCUCCUUGCACUCCCAGCAUUGCUAUUUCCAGGAACUGGGCAGUAUUUUGAGCUUUGAGCUCAAAAGCUGGCUGCUGACCAGAGGACUUAGACUUUCAGUGCAUACUACCCUUUGGGAGGUGAAGUGUCAGUGGAGUGCAUUUGGUGACAACUUGUAUUGCACUGUUCUCAUUUCUGUUUGUCUGCUAUUGUUUCCUCUCCUUUUGUUUGUCUGUUUGUUUUUAUUUGGUGGGUUACAGCAACCACAGCUUGGUUCUUCUGUCUACUGCCUGUUGAUAGUGUAUCUCACCCCCCUGCCCAAUGGGAACACUCAUCUGUUUUAUUCCUGAAUAACCCUCCGGGAAGGAGGCCCCAACCCAGGCAACUUCUUCUUUGUAAAGAAAAGCUGGUUUCUGGUCUUUCAGAGCUCCUGCUUCCUUGAACCUCCAAGUCCUUCUAGAUUUUCUGUUGAGGGAAUUUUCCCUUCCUCCACCUUGUGUCACUGUUGUCCAUUAUCACAGUAGCUCCUCUAUCAUCAACUCCUAGAUCUUCAGGACCAUGUCUCUUCAGGUUGGCCCAGCAGCAAUAUCAUCUCUUGCUGCUUACUCCUGGUUUCUAUCCAGGAGGUCCCACAGACCACAACCUGUGGCAAGGUGCAGCCGGCAGGAACAUAACACCGUAGGACAGCCUCAUCGGUCUUCCCAAGCCAGCGCUUUCUUUCUCUGAAGUCCAAUGGCCCUGGAGAAAGCAGGCAACGCUGAUCAAAGAGAGGUAACCAGGGGCCAGCUGGUGGCCUUUAAAAGAUGAUUGCCCCUUGUUCCACACACCUUCCUCUGAACUUGGGGCUUCCUUCCUCCUCAGCCCAGAGUGUUGAAUCUGAAGCAAAAGAGAGCAAGCCCCUCUCCCCACGCCUCCAUUACUGACCACUUGGCAAACCACUGGGUACUUGACAGAGAAAACUUCCCACACGUGGCUGGCUGGAGAGGAGCACUGACAGGCAUGCGAUCCUAACAGAGCACUGCGUGCUGGGACCA
This is a messenger RNA of Harpia harpyja (harpy eagle), 3456 nucleotides long. RefSeq lists its product as uncharacterized. Lineage: Eukaryota; Metazoa; Chordata; Aves; Accipitriformes; Accipitridae. The record is from RefSeq and is a predicted model, not a curated record. Gene Ontology annotation, molecular function: pseudouridylate synthase activity; kinase activity.